AUUCUUUUUAUUUAAUUUUCUGGUCAGGAUAAUGGUAUCAUUUACCAGUUUCUUCUCUAUUUUAUAUAGAUGAUUGGUUUGCUUUUUCUCUUUUAUGUAAGCAAAUUUUAUGUUAAGGGUACAUGAAUAGGAGAGACUACUUCUCAUGGCCAAAUGGAGUUGAUUUUUGUAUCAUUCCUUAUAUAAUACUCAAGAACACUUUUAUUCAUGACUGUCAAAGUGCUGCUUCUGUAGGACUAUCAGAAUAAGAUUUAGUUGGACUAUUCCAGCCAUCCCUUGAGUGAUGACUGAUCAUUCCGUUUGUAUGUUAUUUGGGAUUCUUGCAUGGCCUGGAAUCUCCUAUUAUCUCCCUUUGGGUUAGUUCACAGUCCUUAACUCCACAAGAGUGGACACUUAUUUUAUUCUUCAGUAGAUCUUGGAUUAAAUAUUUAUUUUGCAAACUAAUGGCUAAAACAGAAGAGUCCUGUAGAUUUCAGUUAUCUGUGAGAUCCCUCCAUUGGCCCCUCAUAAAUGAAUGAUUGGGAAUUGCUUUAUUUCAUACCAUGUUCCUAGAUAGGGUUUCCUUGAGAAUCAAUCUUCCUACCAUAUUAAGGAUCUGUGGAGAAAUGCUUGCUGUUUGGACUGUGAAUUCUUACCCUGGUAUUUUACUGAAGAAACCUUGAGUAUUUGGUGGCUGGAAUGGGGGAAACAGUGGAGAGAACAGGCUCUGUUUUCCAGUCCCAGCCAGUAAUGAUGCUAAGAGAGGCAGAAUGUCUUGAACUGGACAAGGUCACUCAGUUUAAGAUAUUUUUUUCUAGGACUUUCCAUUGGGUCAUCAUGGAUAACUGCCCGGUUCAGAUUUGCUUAACAAGAUUAAAUUCCAUGGGCCAUUUUAAGAUCAAGUAUUUCUUACACUCACGUUAGAUUUCGGGUCUGACUUUGGCUUGGACACAUGUAGCAUGCUUAAAACUUUUCCCCCAAGUGGCUGCUUGCCAGCUUGUUUAGCUGAACCGACCUUGUCUGCUGACACAGCCUGAAGAGUGUCACACAUACGGAAUUUAUAUUAAGCAAUCUAGUAGUCCUUGUAAUGUCAUUUCACAUUCAGAACAUUUUUUUAAAUUAAAGGAAAAAUGAAAUGUCUCCUUAAGUGGAAGAGAACGACUUCAAAUUGGGACUUUGGGAGUUGAGUAGAAAACAUCAAACUGGCCAUUGCAGACAAAUCGUUUCCAGUUGGUGAAUAAGAAUAGGCUGUGGACCUCAGAGCUUAAACAUAAAAGGCAGCAGGAAAACUUGUGUUUCUUUCAGUACUGAAGUAAAAAGGAAACAUUUAUCUUGCUGCAUCCAUCCUUACAGUAAUGAAAGUUGACUAGAAAAACCAGACAAGAGCUAUUUAAUUUGUUUAUUUGCAAACCUUCAGAUGUGGCAGAAUAAUCUGGAAAGCCAGAGUUCAUUAUGUCUUCCUCAUUCUGGGACAGCAGGGGCAUUUUCAUUUAUAUAUUUUAUCCCACAAACAGCAAAAGACAAAUCAGUUAGCACUUCUUCCUCACUGUCCAAAAUUAUGAGGCAUUGGCAAUAGCACUAAUUGUUUUCUUUGUGUUUUGUUAGGACGGCUUUUGCAUCAUAUAAGGAUUGUGUCUAAGUUGGGUUUGCAAUGUACCCUGGCAAGGUUAACUUUCAGUAACAUUUUUUGCUUUAUGAAUCUUUACCUCCUUUAAUCGUUGGGUGGAAUUUUAUUGGAGUGGUGCCAAAAAAAAGUUUACGUAGUAGGAUUAAAAUAAACCAAAAAACAGAAACUCUUAGCAAUUCUUUCAUUAAUGAUGUUAAUGAAUCAGUCUGGGACACUUGAUAAUUGUUUCUUGUAAACAUUUAAGUGACUAAUUCCAAGAAAUGAUCUUUGCUAUGCAGUGGAGUAUUCCCAGUUUUGAUGGUAGAGCCCUUCCCUCAAUUAACAUUUUUUCAUCUUUAGACCAUAAAGUGGCAAUUGUCAGUGAGCUGGGCUGGCAGGAGCAGGGAGGGUUGAGAAGGAGUGUGUAAGUAGACCGUGGAAAGGGGAGAGAGUGGGUGAGGCCACACUCCCAGUGUGGGGGCCUUGCAGGCUUGUCCAGUGUGACAGCGGUCACCUGUGUGGUGUGUGUUUAUCUGGCUGGGAGAGGAAGGAGCAUUUUGUUUCCAUGAAACUGCAAUAAUUGUAUACCCUCAUUUAUAAUAUGGAUAAUUCAGAUAUUGAUGGAAUAUCUGAAUAUGGAUGGAAUGGAGUUCAACUUUAUGCUGGUUAUGGUGGAAAAAGGAUUUGCUAAACAAAGUAUCAUUGUAAACAAUGCUUUAGAGGACUAUUUAACUUUACAAAAGAGAACACACUGUCAAGCACUUACGGAACUGUCAUCCUCAAACCUUGUGUCAGUUAUGAUAGUCUCCAUAUGCCCAUUUAGGGAUUCAUUUAAGGUCUGGCAGACUUGCUCCUCAGGAAUACUUCACCAUCACUUGCUUUGUAUUACUAUAUGGAUUGAAAGUAAUGCAGCUGCCAUUAACAAAAUGUGUGUAUUCUCCAUCCAUCCAUCCACCCAUUCACCCAUCUACCUAUCCAGCCAUCGACAUAUCUACCCAUACAUCCACCCAGACACCCAUUCAUCCACCCAUCCAACUGUCCAUUCAUCCAUCCAUCCACAUACCCAUCCACCUGUCCAUCUACCCAUUCACCCAUCUACUCAUCCACUCAUCUGCCCAUCCACCCACCCAUCCGUCUACCUACCCACCCAUCUGUCAUCCACCCAUCCAUUCAUCCAUCCAUCCAUCCAUCCGCUCAUCUAUAUAUCUACCCAUCUAUCCACCCAUUCACCCAUCCACCCACCUAUCCACCUAUCCAUCUGUCUACCCAUCCACCCAUCCAUAUAUCUCCCCAUCCAUCCACCCAUUCACCCAUCCAUCCACCUGUCUACCCAUCCAUUCAUCCAUCCAUCUAUCCAUCCAUCUACCCAUCCACCCAUCCAUAUAUCUACCCAUCUGUCUACCCAUGCAGCUAGCACCUACCCAUCCACCUAUCCACCCAUCCAUUCAUCCAUCCAUAUACCCAUCUACCCAUUCAUCCACCCAUCCACCUAUCCAUGCACCCAUUCACCCAUCCCCCAUCCAUCCACCCAUUUAUCCAUUCAUCCAUCUAUUCAUUAA
Homo sapiens (human) is the source of this 3144-nucleotide messenger RNA. RefSeq names its product guanine nucleotide exchange factor subunit RIC1-like. The record is from RefSeq and is a predicted model, not a curated record. NCBI's taxonomy places the organism in Eukaryota, Metazoa, Chordata, Mammalia, Primates, Hominidae. The coding region runs from base 2206 to 3144 and encodes 312 amino acids. The transcript has a single exon.